AUGCACGAAAAACCGGCCAUUGUCAAGAAAUGUAUAGCUCUGCUACUCGCAUGCGCCUCCACAAAUUACUACAAGCUGAGGCAAGUUCACGCCUUUUCCAUCAGGCAUGGAGUCCCUUUGGGCAAUCCCGACUUGGGCAAACACUUGAUUUUCACCCUUGUUUCCCUUGCUUCAGUCCGGCGUCCCGGUGGCGGUGGCCGGCCGGUUUUGUCUUAUGCUCGGGAAAUCUUUAAUCAGAUCGAAAUCCCAAAUAUAUUUACCUGGAAUACGAUGAUCAGAGGCUAUGCUGAGAGUGAAGAUCCAAAUCCAGCCGUUGAAAUCCACCGCCAGAUGAUUGCGGCCUCGGUGGAAGCCGAUACUCAUACGUAUCCUUUCUUGCUCAAGGCUAUUGCCAAAUUACUUGCGGUUAGAGAGGGAGAGAAGGUGCAUUCGGUUGUGAUGAAAAAUGGGUUUGUGUCGUUGGUUUUUGUGGAGAAUGCUCUGGUGCAUUUUUAUGGUGCUUGUGGUCGAGCGGAGAGUGCACAUAAGCUGUUUGAGUUUAUGUCUGAAAAGAAUCUUGUUGCUUGGAAUUCGGUGAUAAAUGGGUAUGCUUUGAAUAGCAGGCCUAAUGAAGCGUUGACCCUUUUUAGAGAAAUGGAGUUGGCGGAGGAUGUUAGACCUGAUGGGUUCACGUUGGUUAGUCUGUUGACAGCUUGUGCCGAGCUUGGGGCCUUGGCUUUGGGCCGGCGAGCUCAUGUGUACAUGAUAAAAUCUGGUUUGGACAAGAAUUUGCAUGCUGCUAACGCGUUGCUGGAUCUUUAUGCCAAGUUCCUUAGUGUUCAAGAAUUGAACAUCUUCCAAAUCCCAUAUGCUUCCUUUAACAGCAUUACACUUGAAUUUGAGAACCUCCAGAUUAGGCAACUUCCUGGUUACUGA
Messenger RNA from Oldenlandia corymbosa var. corymbosa, 915 nucleotides. NCBI's taxonomy places the organism in Eukaryota, Viridiplantae, Streptophyta, Magnoliopsida, Gentianales, Rubiaceae. The record is from the annotation of a GenBank genome assembly.